AUAAGGCAGGCAAACACUUCAGUCAUACAAUGCAAUUUGUUUAAUAACAAACAUCUGACAAAUAUAGGAUUUUUAUGCUAGAGACGGAAUAACGCAUGUGUUUUCUGUUAAAUAACAUUGGACUAUACACACAUUAUAACGGAUGUACAGUGUGUCGCGUAAUAACAGAAGUAAUGCUACAUUCAUCAUGUGCCUAUAUCAUAUCCUUUAAUCCCGAUCAUAUUCUGGAUCUCAAUAUAUUAAAAGAAUCCUGCAAUUGACGCCUCUUUCGAGAUAUAUCUAGUACACUAAAAUAUAUAUGGGAUUUAAGAAAAGUCAGACGCCCGAUAUCGAAUCUCAUUUUCUUUAUGAGUAACGCGUAAUUGAGAAGAAAAUUGAAACAAAAACUGGUUACGAGUGACAUAUUCAUUUUCCGGUUUUGAUAUUUUGACUUUUGAUGAACGGACUUUGUAUUACCGAUGUAACACUGACCCGUCGGCUUUAUUUACACCGCGCGAGAAGUGUUAAACCGCGCGAGAAGUGUUAAAAUCCCUUGUCAUUAAAGUUCUGCAGUAUUUAAAUCCACUGCAUCAUAUUUCAAAACACUAGUUAUUGUUUCAAUGUGGAUUGUUUGGGGUAAAUUUAAAGUUACAAUAUAAGUCGGAGAUUUCUCAUUAUGAUUACUUAUCGAGUGUCAGCAUUUAAUGAAUGGUGUUUCUUACAAGUGUGUAUAUAUUCUGCUACAUUAUUGACUUCCUCGAUGUCCGUUUGAUGUACCAGAGGAAGGAAUAUGAUCUGUGUACUGUGCUUUGUAAUAUUUAUGGAACCUUUACUUGCUUUUGAAAAUCUAGCACUUAACAAAUUUGCUUGGCAGUCAUCUAGUUAUAAUGGCCUGUGGACAGCGGAUAAAGCAGUAGACGGUCGAUACAGUAUACGGACAGCACUGGGAGGCCAGUGCGCCAUAUCUGGCAUCAAUCAACGAACAGCCACGUGGGUAGUGGACUUGUGGGGUGUGGUCAGUAUUAGUCAUAUCAACAUACACUACAGGACGGACGAUCUACCCAGUCCUUCACGAUACGUUUCACGAAUGGCUGGUUUUUCCCUCUUUGUCUCCAACACUACGUCCAAAGACGACGGCCAUCUUUGUUUUCAUGAAAUACAAAAUGUGAGCGGUACGCCUCUAGAAGACCAGAGGAUCAAUUGUUCUCUUCAUGGAAGAUACGUCAUAUACUACAACGAACGGGACCCGGAUGUUAUUUAUCCUGGUUACUACUCGCAGUAUGCCAUUAAUGAAUUAUGUGAAGUAGAAGUUUACGGAUGCAGUGUUCCCGGGUAUUACGGAGAAAAUUGUAACAUACGAUGCCCGGAACAUUGCCAAGGACAUUGGUGUGAGAUUCACAGCGGGGCGUGCUUUGGUUGCAAUCCUGGGUACCAGAGUCUGCACUGUGAUCAAGUUUGUUCUGGACAAAGAUACGGACCCGAGUGUUCCUUGUCCUGCGGCAGUUGUAAUGAUAGAGAAGCAUGUCACCAUAUCAACGGUUCAUGUCUGCAGGGAUGUGAUGGGGGCUUUGAAGGAGAAAAGUGUCUAAAAGAGUGCGAUUUCGGAUAUUACGGCAAGAAUUGUCGAUACUCAUGUGCUGAAAAUUGCCAAUUUAUAAACCGAUGUAGCCGUCUGGAUGGAGCGUGCGAGGGCGGUUGUAUACCGGGGUGGGCGCCAUCUAGAUGCGACCAGGAGUGCGAUUUCGGAUAUUACGGCAAGAAUUGUCGAUACUCAUGUGCUGAAAAUUGCCAAUUUAUAAACCGAUGUAGCCGUCUGGAUGGAGCGUGCGAGGGCGGUUGUAUACCGGGGUGGGCGCCAUCUAGAUGCGACCAGGAAUGUGACGGCGGGAUGUACGGCGUGAACUGCAGUCUGCGAUGUGGCACCUGUCUGGACAGCGAGCCUUGUCACCGUAUUAACGGGACGUGUUUAAAUGGCUGCUCCCCCGGAUAUUUUGGACCUCGAUGUUCAGAAGUUUGCGAAGAAACCUUCUGGGGGUUGGACUGUAGGGAGAGAUGCAGCAAUGAGUGUGAAGGUCUAACUUGUCGCCAUGACACCGGGGAGUGUUACCUAUUAAAGAAAACCGAUCGCGAUGAUUUUCUAGUUCCUGUCGUCGUUGGAACUGCCGCCUGUGCUGUCGUCGUGGUCAUCAUCAUCGUCAUCAAAAUCGUGGUGGUUCUCAGAAGGAAAAAAUCAUCAAGCAAUACAUACGAAGAAACAACAGAUCAGGGUGAUCACGGUAUUAAUGUUGACCUGCAUUACUCCGUGAUGACAACAUCGACGACAGAGCAUGGAAGUAGCAGAAAUAUACAUGGCGAUGGUGAUUCACAGAAAUGCCACGAUACAUCUGUUUAUGUAGAAAACAUAACAAAUAUAUCCUUAGAUUCACAGGAAUACAACGAUAUAGCUCUUAAUGCAGAAAACAAUCCGGACAUAAUCAUAGAAGAGCUAGAGAAAAUUAUAAAAGAUAACUUGAAAGACGAAGAUAAUAGGUUCAAGAGAGAUUAUGAGGACUUGCCUUACGGUGAGCAAAACAGGUGCGAGGAAGGGAAACAUUCAGCGAACAUCGCAAAGAACAGACGCAAAUCAUUAAUCCCCUAUGAUGAUACCCGAGUAAAACUGAGAAACAGACAGGGACAAGGUGACUAUAUAAACGCCAGUUUCAUCCCGGGAUACCUGGGAAACGAAGAAUAUAUAGCAACACAAGGGCCUAAACAAAAUACUGUAUCAGAUUUCUGGGCUAUGGUAUGGCAGGAAAAUGUGUCUCAAAUUGUUAUGCUUACCAACCUCCAAGAAGGAACGAAGGUUAAAUGUGACCAAUACUGGCCAGAUAUGCAACAAUCCCUCUUACAUGACGUAAUUUCCGUCCGCACCACCAAGGAGAAACACUAUGCGACAUAUUCAAUUCGCGAGUUUAUGGUAACCAAUAAAAAGUUAAACGAGAAAAGAAUAGUGACACAGUAUCAGUACAUCGCCUGGACGGAUCAUGAAUUACCGGAACCGCUCUGCCUCGCCAUGUUUCAUGCUCACGUGAGACGAACGAUAGACAAUCAAACUGCCGGUCCUACAUUGGUACAUUGCAGUAAUGGUGUUGGCCAGACCGGAACUUACGUCGCUAUCGACUCUUUGUACAAGGCUGGUAAACAGGAAAAGAAAAUCAACGCAUCAGAAUACGUGAAGAAGAUGAGGUGGAACCGAAUGAACAUGGUGCAGACUUAUGAGCAGUACAUACUGAUUUUCCUGACACUCAGUGAGCGGUUUAAAGCAGACAUCAUUGUUCAGACGAAAGCAGAUUUUUUGAAGAGAGCGGGGUCAAUGACGAGAGAUGAGCUGAACGAGGAGUUGAAGAAACUCCAAAACAUUCAACCUUCUUACACAGAAGCAGAAUACAUCAGAUUUAGCAGAGGGGUUAGUCAAACGUCUAUACGUCCGCUUGAAAGGUACAGUCUACAUGUACGUCUCUCAAGAUGCAACGAUGCAGUGAAUGCCAUCAGUCUCCCGUCCUACGUCAGUCAGAAAUCCUUUAUAGUGACACAAUGCCCGACACCAGAGGACGCUGUUUUCUUCCUGCACAUGCUCACUGAGUACAAAUCAAAUACCGUGAUUUGUAUGGACGCACAAGAGGACCUGGAAUUUAGUAGCGAAUGGCUACCACAUCAUAAAUCAAAAACUUUACCUCCGUUCACCGUCCAUCGUCAGCGGGAAAAUGUCACAGGUGUCAAGUGUACAACGCUUCAUAUUGUUACUAAUGGGUCGAACGACGAGGUCAGGUCUGUUGAGGUAGUAGAGCCGAAGUCCAGAACACAAUCUACAGAUCAAUUGUCAUCAACGCUGUUCAGUCUGGUUACUUAUGCACUGGACAAUAAACCAAUGAGACCUGUAACAGUAGUAAGCAGGGAUGGAGCAGCUCGUUGUGGCGUGUUCUGUGCCGUACACAAUGUUCUACAACAGUUGUCGAUGGACGGGGAGGUCGACAUUUUCUCUGUUGUACGCCAACUACAAGUCAGGUGCCCGGAACUGUGCUCUACUUCGGAUGAAUACCACCUGAUCUACACAGCGGUGUUGGGCUUCAUCAGAUCGCAAGAACAAGAAAUGUACGCCAACCUCUAGAUACUGUCAGAAAAGGACUAAUUCUGACACCUUUUCAUUGCUUGAUUCUAUAUUUUGACGUAGUUUCGGUGAUACACAACUAAUUACACUGAAGUUCAUGUCGUUUGCUUCUCCGGGGAUUCUGUGAAGUAUUCUUGGCCAGCGAAUUAGAUCGUUCCUACUCCGUGAACAGAAUCACUAUGUUAAAUAAUACAAUCGUAUGUUGUCAUAUCAGUGUUUUCCUGAAUAGUAUGUAUCUCAACCUGAAGGAGACGAGUAAAUUAAUGUGACCGGAAGCUGGGAUUCUUAAUAUUUAUCCAUCAUUACUAGGCCUGAAUGUUUUUGUACUUGAUACUUUUGUUAUACUUUGAUAAUUUGUGGUCUAUUGAACCAUGAUUGUAGAUUUCAUUUCGUUUCUUCCACUCACAUGGGAUAGUCACAUGGAGAAUUAUUGACCGUGUAUAUUUCAUGAUAGAUCAAAUUACGCCUAAAGGGGGCAUUUAAAAUGGUCGAUUUGUUUUUAUUUUCAUUUAUAUACUUCUUAGAAAUUUUUAAUAACUGAGAAAGAUUACCAAUUCAAAUGUAGUUGCCAAGUUUACAUCUAUUUUAAAUUAUGGAUAAAAUUUUCUUCUGAACAA
Ostrea edulis (European flat oyster) is the source of this 4743-nucleotide messenger RNA. RefSeq names its product receptor-type tyrosine-protein phosphatase alpha-like. Gene Ontology annotation, molecular function: protein tyrosine phosphatase activity. The transcript has 27 exons. The record is from RefSeq and is a predicted model, not a curated record. Gene Ontology annotation, biological process: protein dephosphorylation. Bases 770 to 4126 code for a protein of 1118 amino acids. NCBI's taxonomy places the organism in Eukaryota, Metazoa, Mollusca, Bivalvia, Ostreida, Ostreidae.